Molecule: messenger RNA, 5572 nt
Organism: Phyllostomus discolor (pale spear-nosed bat)
Lineage: Eukaryota; Metazoa; Chordata; Mammalia; Chiroptera; Phyllostomidae
Gene: SERBP1
Product: SERPINE1 mRNA binding protein 1
Exons: 8
Coding region: 114-1337 (407 amino acids)
Cellular component (GO): cytoplasm; nucleus
Molecular function (GO): mRNA 3'-UTR binding
Source: RefSeq, a predicted model, not a curated record
AGACAGCCCCCCUUUCUCGGCCCGGCCAUCUUGUGGGAACAGCUGAAGCAGGCGCUUUUGGCUCGGCGCGGCCCGCUGCAAUCCGUGGAGGAACGCGCCGCCGAGCCACCAUCAUGCCUGGGCAUUUACAGGAAGGCUUCGGCUGCGUAGUCACCAACCGAUUCGAUCAGCUAUUUGACGACGAAUCGGACCCCUUCGAGGUGUUGAAGGCAGCAGAAAACAAGAAAAAAGAAGCCGGCGGGGGCGGUGUUGGGGGCCCUGGGGCCAAGAGCGCAGCUCAGGCCGCAGCCCAGACCAACUCCAAUGCGGCAGGCAAACAGCUGCGUAAAGAGUCCCAGAAAGAUCGCAAAAACCCACUGCCGUCCAACGUUGGCGUGGCUGACAAGAAAGAGGACACGCAGCCGCCAGUGGCGCUUAAGAAAGAAGGAAUAAGACGUGUUGGAAGAAGACCUGACCAACAACUUCAGGGCGAAGGGAAAAUAAUUGAUAGGAGACCAGAAAGGCGACCACCUCGUGAACGACGAUUUGAAAAGCCACUUGAAGAAAAGGGUGAAGGAGGAGAAUUUUCAGUUGAUAGACCGAUUAUUGACCGGCCUAUCCGAGGCCGUGGUGGUCUUGGAAGAGGUCGAGGAGGCCGAGGACGUGGAAUGGGCCGAGGAGAUGGAUUUGAUUCUCGUGGCAAACGAGAAUUUGAUAGGCAUAGUGGAAGUGAUAGAUCUUCUUUUUCACAUUAUAGUGGCCUGAAGCACGAGGACAAACGUGGAGGUAGCGGAUCUCACAACUGGGGAACUGUCAAAGAUGAAUUAACAGAGUCCCCAAAAUACAUUCAGAAACAAAUAUCUUAUAAUUGCAGUGACUUGGAGCAAUCAAAUGUGACUGAGGAAACACCUGAAGGUGAAGAACAUCCAGUUGCGGACACUGAAAAUAAAGAAAACGAAGUUGAAGAAGUAAAGGAAGAGGGUCCAAAAGAAAUGACUUUGGAUGAGUGGAAGGCUAUUCAAAAUAAGGACCGGGCAAAAGUAGAAUUUAAUAUCAGAAAACCAAAUGAAGGUGCUGACGGGCAGUGGAAGAAGGGAUUUGUUCUUCAUAAGUCAAAGAGUGAAGAGGCUCAUGCUGAAGAUUCGGUUAUGGACCAUCAUUUCCGGAAGCCAGCAAAUGAUAUAACAUCUCAGCUGGAGAUCAAUUUUGGAGACCUUGGCCGCCCAGGACGUGGUGGCAGGGGAGGACGAGGUGGCCGUGGACGUGGUGGACGUCCAAACCGUGGCAGCAGGACUGACAAGUCGAGUGCUUCUGCUCCUGAUGUAGAUGACCCAGAGGCAUUCCCAGCUCUGGCUUAACUGGAUGCCAUAAGACAACCCUGGUUCCUUUGUGGACCCUACUUCUCUGAGGUUUUGCAUGCUUAAGGAUCCCAACCAAGAAGUUAAAAAAAAAAAAAAAAAAAGACUGUCAUUCAUACCAUUCACACCUACAGACUGAAUUUUAUCUGUUUUGAAAAUGAACUUCUCUUGCUACAUGGAAGUAACAAUAUGGUAGUCAGUUUUGUAUUUAGAAAUGUAUUGGUAGCAGGGAUGUUUUCAUAAUUUUCAGAGAUUAUGCAUUCUUCAUGAAAAUUUUGUAUUGCUGCUUGCAAAUAUGCAUUUCCAAACUUGAAAUAUAGGUGUGAACAUGUGUACCAGUUUAAAAGCUUUCACUUCAUUUGUGUUUUUUAAUUAAGAAUUUAGAUGUUCCCCCAGUUACAGACUGGUUUUAAAUAUUGGACAUAAUAUCAGUUUUAGUACCUGCUUUGCAUUUACACACAUGGUCAACUGGGACAUGUAAACUCUUGAUUGUUAAAAUUUAUGCUGUGUGGAAUACUAAUGACUUUAUGUAUUUUAACUUAGUUUUAAUAUUUUCAUUUCUGGGGAAAUCUUUUUUCACUUCUCAUGAUCGCUGUUAUAUGCUAAAUCUUUAUAUACAGAAAUAUGACUUGAACAAAUUCAAAGCACAUUGGUUUAUUAAUCCUUCUUGCAUGGUUCAUUAGGUUCAAAUUAUAAUUGACAAUUGGAACUAUAUUUUAAAAUGUGUGAAUUUCCCAUUUUAAAAACCAAACUAGUUUCCUUACUGUCUAGUAGUAAGAUGUUUAAGCUACUUAUGGUUGAAGAACAAACACAUCCUGUCAGGUAAAGUAGUCUUACGAGUGUUGGGCUUUUCCUCCUCCAGCAGGGUGGGUGUAACAAAGUUGAUUUGGCUAAUGCAUGAUAUUUAAACUGCGUCUGGCCACUUGGUAUGAUUUGUGUGUGUGGAAAGGUCCCAAAUCAAAGUUGUACACCCAUAAUCAAUGACUCUUCAACCCUUCCUGUUCUAAAGAAACCAAAGGGCACUGGUUAGUAUGGUGAGAUGCGGGAAUGUGUUAAUAUUUGGAAUUUGGAAAGCAGACAGCUUUACUUUAUAAGGUUGGAACAGCAGCACCAUCCAUGAAAUAUAAACCAAAAAUCUUACUGUUUCUGAAUUUCCUGUAUUGCUAUUAGUUUUGGACUGUUCCACAGGUGAUAAGUAUCUUUUACCUCUUCCUCUAUUAGAAAAUUAGGUUAAUAAUGGAUUCCUGAAUGGGAGCAGCAGUGCACUUAGUAAAACAUACAUAGAGAGAAUGAUCAAUAAACAGGUUUUCUAGGAUUUUAUUUUCUGCAAUAUUUAUUGAUAAGCAGAAAAAGGAAUUUUACUUAGAGGUUGAAAAACUUUGUCACUCAUUAAUUUUCAGUAGUUUUCUACUUGUGUGUGGUAAUGUCCAGUUUUUAAAAUAUUGAAAAUCUUAUAUCAUUAAAUGUCUGCUGUUUGCUGAUUAGUUCUCUCGGUAUACUUCUAAAAGAGCAAUUGUACAGUACAAAAGUUAAUCAGUUGAAAUAGAUUUAUUAAUCUAGUUACCUACCAGUUUGACAUAUAUUAGGAAGGAGGUAAUUGGUUUUAAAUGAUAAAUAACUUGUGUUGGUGUUUUGGAUCUUAUGAUGCUGAGCAUGUUCUGUACUGGUGCUAAUGUCUAAUAUGAUUUUAUAUUUACAAACAUACCUGCUACCCAGAGGCAAGUAUUAAUUUAAUCCAUGUGGACUUUUGACCCCUCCUAAUAGGUUAGUAUGUUUGGACUUUUAAGUAUCUUAACUCAUUUCUGGAUGUGUAAUAUGUUUAUAAACCUCUUAAUUUCUAGCAACAUAUAGAAAACACCUAUUAAAAACACUUCACAAGUUCCACUCACUGUCAGCCAUUGCUGGCAUUCUGUCACUAGAGACUACACAGCAAUAUCUGAUAUGUUGCAAGCUUUCAAGAUAGCUUGAACUUUAAAAAGUUGGUCCAUUAGUUGUAUCUGGUGGAUGUAAAUUUGCCUCCUAGUUCACUUUGUGUCAAGAUCUAAAACUGUGAACCUAACUUUCUUUUAUUGGUGGGUAAUGACUGAAAAUAAAGAUUUUAUUUUCAUGCUCACUUCUUAAAAGUCAUAAGAACAAUGAAAUAGGAGCCCAAUUAUCGUCAUGUGUUUUUCUGACGUGUGUGUGUGCACCCCAAAGAUAAUGCUCACAUUUCAUUUUUCCUCUAACGCUUAGAUUUUGUGUGUGUGGGUUUUUGUUAAACUAUGCUGUAUAAGCUCAUUUGGGAAGGAUGCCUGUUUUAAUGAGUAUUAGAGUUAGAAAGUUGAAUUCUUACAAAAUGACUUGCAAGGACUGAUCUUAAAAGUAGCAGUACUCUUCGAUUACAUUUAGAUUACAUUUUGAAUGCGGGGGUUAAUGACUUGAACGCCACUGUUUUCAAGGUGGGGAGGGCGCUAAACGCUAUUAAUACUUUAAAGAAAAAUCCCUUAAUGGGAAUAAUGCCAGAAUUUAUUUAAGAUAUUUUCAGUUUGUAUUGAAAUGAUUGGGAUAUGGUUUCUUUUUAGUUAAAUAACUAUUUUGAGACCUGUGGGGAUUUGUGAAAGAUUUAAAAAUGUGUCAUUAGGUACUGUACAUCUAGUUACUUUACUCAUUUUUAUUUUAAAAGUGGAAGUAGGACACAUCAUCUCCAGGGUUGUUGACAUAUUUGGGGCUUAAUUUUUGGCAUGGGUUUGAAGGGAGUACAUUAAGUACUCAUUUCUGAUAUUUUUCUAAUUGCUAGAGAAGGUCACACUGAAAUAGAAAAAUGUUAUUAGGGAGUUGCAUACAAAGUCUAAAUAUUACAUAUAUUGGGCCAACAAGUAUUAAAAGGUUAAAAAAUUUUUUAAGGAGGAAUGUGAAACUGCUAGAACCUGGACAUUUAUCCCUGUAUUUAAGUAACUGGUAUAACUAUUCUCAGGCUCUCAGGUGCAUGUAACUCUGCUUUUUAAAGAAAGUAAACAGUUGCUUAGAAGAUAGACUUUAACCCAGAUAUUUGUAAUUCUGCUGAAAUUAACAUGUAAAUUAAAUUAGUAUUUGUGGAGUCUGAAUCUUAAAAGCCAGAUCUCCAAUUUAUCUUUAGAAAGCCCAGAACUUGAUCACCAUUAUGCUUUGUAGAGUAUAUCUAGUGACAAGGCAGUAAAAUGAUUUCUAGUCAAACCCCAGACAUAGUGAAGUAAUUAACAUCAUUUGCAGAACUGUCGGGUUUGAUUGAGGUAUAGAGUUAAGUGUCUGCUUUCAGGAGUUCCGGGUUCAGUUGCUUUUUGCUCAGCCUGAGUUUGACCUUGGACAUGUUCUCUCAAGUUGAGAAUCUUAAAGGUAGAAAAGUGGGAAGUUUAUAGGAGAAAUGAUUGAAAUAACUUUCAAGCUGAGAAAGGGGUUCACUAAAGAACCGUGAAAGAAGAGUUGUAGUUUAAGGGAUUAGAAACUUAAUUUCAGAAAGUAAUUCAGAUAUGAAGGUAUAUUAAAGCCAUCAAGAUUGUUCCCACGGAAGAAAGUAAUAGAGUGGAAAUUAAUGUCAUUUAAGUAGGUACUAUAUCAGAGCUAGGGGUCAGCAGCUUGUGGCUCAUUUUUGUACAGGCCCUGAGCUAAGAAUGGCUUCUAGAUUUCUAAAGGGUUAAAAACAAAACUCUAUUACAAAGAUGUAUGUAGCCCACCAAGCUUAAAACAUGGCCCUUUACAGAAAAUGUUUGCUGAAUCCUGAUGUAAGCUAUCGAUCACUCUUAGGUCAACGGGAGUUCUUUUAAAAUAAAAGUUUUAUUUUAGGUACAAAUUAAGUCAUCCUACCCUAUGGGAAGUUGUAAAAUCAGAAGUAUUUUAAAGCAAAUUUUUUGCCUCUUCUAUACUGAGAAUAAGGGCCAAAAUACCUGGUAGUCACCUAGUAAAGAUCAUGUUAUUUUAAGAAAAGAUGAUGUAGCUUGUGACUUAAAUAUGUUCUCAUGAAAACUGUUAAGGAAAGUAUAAAUUUGCAAUAAAAGUAAGCUUUAUGCUGUGAUUAUAGUUUAGUGAUUUAUGGUUAGUGAAUCACUAACACUUCUCAUCACUUAGUGCUAAUAUCUUUUCUGUUGUGAAUAGUUUUUGCAUGAGAAUCUGAACCUUUCGUAUGGGUAAGCUGUUGAUUAACUCCAUAGGUUAAACUGGGACAGGAAUGAAUGGGUUCUGAGGAUCUCAUUCCUCAGCUUUGUUAUCAGAUUAUCCAUUUG